Molecule: messenger RNA, 792 nt
Organism: Xylaria bambusicola
Lineage: Eukaryota; Fungi; Ascomycota; Sordariomycetes; Xylariales; Xylariaceae
Product: carbohydrate-binding module family 1 protein
Exons: 4
Coding region: 1-792 (263 amino acids)
Biological process (GO): carbohydrate metabolic process
Cellular component (GO): extracellular region
Molecular function (GO): cellulose binding
Source: RefSeq, a predicted model, not a curated record
AUGCUUUCCCGCAUAGCUGCAGCUGUAUGCCUAUUUGGUGGCGCGGCGAUCGCCCAGCAACAGGCUUGGGGCCAAUGCGGCGGCAUUAACUGGACUGGAGGAACUACUUGCGUGUCAGGCUAUGUUUGCACAUUCCUCAAGUAUGGCGCCUAUGUCUGGGAAUGGAAUCGGUUUCUAACUCGUGCCGACACUAGUACUGCAUCCGCUGCGACGAGAGCAACAAGUACGAGAACGGGCACCUCCACAACUCUAUCAACAGUAACCACGACGGGCGCAACGACGACGACAACAGGAGCCGCUCAGGAGCAUAUCCGACAACGCUCCAAUCAGGGUACUACCUACUGGAUCCGCGCCGUCGCUUCACCCAACUACCACUCGUACCUCCAAGCCGCGCCAACAGCAACUCCCUCCCCCGGCCCAGGCGACGCAUACCUGUUGUCCGCACCCAAGGCAGGGCAAUUCAACAUCAUCGACGGACAACUAGUCUACAACCCAGGUUCUCCCAGCAGCGAGAAGCUGUACAUGUGGGUAGAGGACCCGGCGAACAAGAUGCAACGCACGCUGGAGACGUGGUUCGACGCGGGAGAGAAUCCAUACGGUAAAUUUGCGUUCCAGGGCGACACGCUCACAUGGGCUGUCGAUGACAUCAAGCGCCCGAAUGCCGCGGCGUGGCUGGUGUGCGGGGAUGCGGGACAGCUGUAUAUCAACACCGGGGCUUAUGCAUAUGAUACCCCCGAGGGAUGCGCGGAUCAGACGAUACAUUCCUACGGGGGUUCGACUGCGGAUGUGUGA